This is a messenger RNA of Vollenhovia emeryi, 3605 nucleotides long. RefSeq names its product calpain-7-like. NCBI's taxonomy places the organism in Eukaryota, Metazoa, Arthropoda, Insecta, Hymenoptera, Formicidae. Gene Ontology annotation, molecular function: calcium-dependent cysteine-type endopeptidase activity. Gene Ontology annotation, biological process: proteolysis. The record is from RefSeq and is a predicted model, not a curated record. The transcript is spliced from 12 exons. Bases 12 to 2489 code for a protein of 825 amino acids.
CGCACGGCGAAAUGACGCAGCACCUGGACGACGCGCGACUCGCCGCACGUAGAGCGGUGCAAUUCGACAGCAAUGGUCGCUACGAGCAGGCCCUGUAUUAUUACGACGUCGCGAUCAGGCUUCUGAGCGGCGCGCGGUCGGACGGCGCGUACGAGGACAAGCUCGCGGAGUAUCGCGAGAGGAUCUCGUCGAUACGACGUCUCGUGCGCGAGGAGGAGCAAAACAAUCACAAGCCCGAGCCCCUGCACCAGUCCGAGUUACAGAGAUGCAAGUUCCUCAUGAAUCAGGCGCUGGACGCGGACGAAGCGGGCCUGAAGGACAUCGCGGUGAAGCUGUACACCGACGCCGCCGCGCUUGGCCUUGGUACAAAAACCGCCGACGCAGAAGUGAAGGCGAAACUGACGAAUCUUGUUAGAGUCGCCGUCGAGCGGGCGGAGACUUUGAAAGGGAUCAAAACUACCGAGGACACCGGUGUCAUGAAAUGCCUUGCUAAACUGCCGUCCGUACCAGAAAGCGGCUUCCCAGACACUGAACAGGCAGUACAGUCGGAGCAGCCAGUAAAUGCAUCAUCGACCGCUCCAGCGAGAGAUGCCAGAGCCUCGCUACAUCGGGGAAGCAGUGGGCAUCUCAAAGUGACUGGUAGCAGCAAUUAUACCGAGGAAGAGAAGAAAGUACUGCUCUACGGCUCUCACAUAAACGAUAACGACUUCGUGCCGUUUAUGAGUAUCGAUCUUGCUGAGAAGUUCCAAUACGCCUUUCCAUUUACCGACAAAGACGGACUGUUAGAGCUGGCGCCGAAGCAAAAGCCCGAUUUCGCCGGGUGGCGCCGGCCGGAAGAGUUAUAUUCCGACCCCAAAAUGCUCGUGGGCCAUCACGUUGACUACUUCAGCAUAAAACAGACUGUAGUUUCCGAUUGUUCGUUUGUUGCUUCCCUGGCUGUGAGUGCUCAAUAUGAGAAAAAGUUUGGACGGAGACUCAUAACGUCCAUUAUUUAUCCCAAAAAUAAGUACAAGGAGCCCAUAUACAAUCCAUUUGGAAAAUACAUGGUGAAACUACACAUCAAUGGCAUUCCACGUAAAGUAAUAAUAGAUGACCUUCUGCCUGUAAGCCGAUACAACCAAUUACUCUGUUCCUACUCUAGCAAUCGUGGGGAGCUAUGGAUUUCUUUACUCGAGAAGGCUUAUAUGAAAGUAAUGGGUGGUUAUGAUUUUCCUGGAUCAAACAGCAAUAUUGAUUUACAUGCCUUAACCGGCUGGAUACCUGAGAGAUGGGCGAUAAGACCGAAUGAGGUAGAUUUCAAUAAGGAUAAUUUAUUUGAUUUAUUACUAUUUCGACUUCAUAAGGGAGACGUGCUAGUCACUGUAGCCACAGGAGAGUUAUCGGAUUUGGACGCGGAUCGUACUGGCCUUGUACCGAGUCAUGCAUAUGCUGUUCUAGAUGUGAGGAAGAUUAAUGGAGAAAGAUUACUACAAUUGAAAAAUCCAUGGUCUCACUUGCGAUGGAGAGGCAAUUAUUCCGAACUUGAUGCAAGUCACUGGACUCAGGAUUUGAAGGAGACAUUGAAUUAUGAUCCAGAAUCUGCCUCUGAAUUUGAUAAUGGCGUUUUUUGGAUCGAUUAUGACAGCAUAUGUCGGUUCUUCGACGUAUUUUAUUUGAACUGGAAUCCAGGACUAUUUCAUUAUACUUAUUGCAUACAUCAAAUGUGGAAAGCUGGCAUUGGACCUGUGAAAGAUGCGUACAACAUUGGUGACAAUCCACAAUUCUCGUUAGAGGUACAGAGUAAAGGGUCCGGCGCUAUUUGGAUACUUCUUACAAGGCAUAUUACGGACAUAGCAGAUUUUCGACAAAAUCAAGAAUAUAUUACAGUUUUAAUCUAUCGUAACGAUGGAAAAAGGGUAUAUUAUCCGCAUGAUCCACCACCGUACAUCGAUGGUGUGAGAAUAAAUAGUCCACAUUACUUGUGCAAGAUCAAACUCAAUGAUCAAAGUGAUGCAAAAUAUACUUUGGUUAUAUCUCAAUAUGAGAAAACAAAUACUAUCUAUUACACGCUCCGUGCAUAUGGAACAUGUCCGUUUGUACUGCGGAAAAUACCUCAGCUUUAUAAAUACGAAAAAGAGGUUACAGGUCAAUGGAAAAAUGUCACAGCAGGAGGAUGCGGCAAUCAUCCUACUUAUGUGAACAAUCCGCGAUAUCAAGUAGUGCUCGAAAGCGCUAAUAACAAUAAUUACUUAUUAAUUAUUUUGAAAGGACCUAAACAGUAUCAAAUAGGCUUCGACAUUAACACCGUUGUAAUGAAUGAUGCAAAUGCAGAAACCGCGUUUAAAACAAAAAGUUCUGGACCAUUUAGAUCCGGAUUUGUGUACUUGGAACUGGAAGAUGUACCCGCAGGGACAUACCAUAUUGUUCCCGCAACGUAUGUACCUGGUCAGGAGGGGCCAUUCUUUUUAAUCUGUAAAUCUUCUUGUAAUUUGCAGCUACAACUUCUUUAACAAAUUAAAUAAAUUGUUGAACUGUAAGUACAGAUAUCAGGCUGCUUAUAUUCAUCUAUAGUUGUACAUAUGCCAGUUUAUCAGCGUUGAUUUCAUUUAGAACAUCUUUUUAAAUCAAUCUUUGAUAAAAGUUUAAUUAAUCGUUAGUUAUUUUUACCGUAACUAUUGUCCAAUUCAAAUUUUUUCCUAAAAUCCGGAUCUUUCACUGAAAUGUUUCUUAAAUUAGUUAGCAAUCACUGACAAAAAUACAGCAUUAUCUAUUUUAAUAUGUACAUAACUAUUUAUAGAAAAAAAUACCUGCACAGUUGAAAAAGUCAUUUGUAAUCUAUAAAUAAUUAUAAAAAUAAAUUCGGGAAAGAGUAAUUUACAGACGACUACCUCAUAAUAGAUUUAUUUUAUAUUCCAAAAAUAUAUAUGAACGAGACUAGACAUUCAUUAAAUUUUGUUACCAUAAAAAAUUGUCAGACUUAUUAUAUUUACGGUUGUUUAUGUUACUAAUAUUUUAAAGAAAAAUUUGACAACACAAGCAACACAUAAAUCAAAUGUUUUAGUUCGUACUUAUGAUUGCGUUUGGGGAGAAUAUGUACAAGGCACUACAGUCUAAAAUUUUGACCGAUUGUGGUAUGUAAACGUAUCUAAAAUAAAUUGACAAAGUAUUUUUAUUACUUGUUCCUAUGUAUAAUCGACAUGCACAAUAUAUCGAAUAAAUUUUGGAAAAAUAUUUUAGUGUAAUAUGCUAUACAUUGCAAAGACAUUGAUGUAAUAACAUAUAUUUAAUUAAAAAUAUUUUCAUUUGCAUAGAGACAAAAAUAUUUGGAGAACUGCAUAUCGUGUUUACACAGACAAUUAUACAAUUACCUUAAGUUAAAUAAUAAGUGGACUUGUGACACAUAAACUCUUAAUGUACAUCUCUGUAAAUAGUAAAUCCAUUACAUUGCUCUUAUCAUCUUUACUGUAUGUAUUGGAAAUUCUUUCUCCACACAUGCGCACCCUUUGCACCUUUUUAUGGCAUCUUUUAUUUUAAUAUAUUAAUAAAUUUAAUUAGUUUAUAUUGUGUGUGUGAUUUUUACAUGUACAAAAUAUUAAUUUUUGUAUACAAUAUACAUAUAAUAAACA